UAUGGAUGAUUUUGUACACUUCCGCUGAAAUUCCACUUUUACGAAAAAUAAUUUAACAUCGUAUAUUUCAAUGAAAUGAUCUCUAACUUAAAACUAUACUCAUCUAGACAUUGAAAAUACAUUCAUUUUCUUUUAGAAAAUGCCGUCUUACAUAAUAGCCAAUCAGAAAAUGUAUUGAUUAAUCUCAAAGUAAAUCGAAAGUAAUGAAAGAAAAAUAAAUUUAUCAAAAAGUAAAUAAACAUGGAAAAAUAUACCAAAAUUAAAAGUAUAGGCGAAGGAGCAUUUGGUAAGGCAUUGCUAGUGAGGGAUAAAAGUAAUGGUCAGCAGUAUGUUGUUAAAGAAAUUCCAAUGUUGCGGAUGAAAGCAAAGGAAAGAGAAGAUGCUAGAAAGGAGGUUUCAGUACUGGCCCAAUUACAUCACCCAAAUAUUGUACGAUACAGAGAAUCAUUUGAAGAAAAGGGAUGUUUACAUAUUGUUAUGGACUAUUGUGAGAAAGGUGACCUAUAUCAUAAGAUCAGUAGCCAGAGAGGUAUCCUUUUCCCUGAAGACCAGGUAAUGGAUUGGUUUGUACAGAUAUCACUAGCCAUAAAGUAUGUCCAUGACAGGAAAAUUCUUCACAGAGAUAUCAAGACACAGAAUAUAUUUUUAACAGCAAGUGGACUUGUCCAGCUUGGAGAUUUUGGAAUUGCUAAAGUUUUAGGAAGCACUGUAGAAUUAGCAAGGACAUGUAUAGGAACACCAUAUUAUCUUUCUCCUGAAAUUUGCGAAAACAGGCCAUACAAUAAUAAAAGUGAUGUGUGGUCCCUUGGUUGUGUUUUAUAUGAAAUAGCAACGUUAAAGCAUGCAUUUGAAGCUGGAAAUAUGAAAAAUCUCGUAUUGAAAAUUAUAAGAGGUUCAUAUCCACCCAUAUCACCAAAGUACAGCUAUGAUUUACGAGGGUUGAUAGCUAAACUAUUUAAAAGAACACCAAAAGACAGACCAUCAGUAAAUUCUGUAUUAAAGAUGCCAUUUGUUCAAAGAAGAGUGCCGAAAUUCUUAACUGAUGAACAAAUAGCAGAUGAAUUCAGUCAUACAAUCAUGCAUGGUCACAAACUGGGCCACAACAAAGUCAGAGCUGCUCCCAGCCCUAGUCCUGCCUCCAGACCUCCAUCAGCAAACAGACCUCCAUCAGCAAACAGACCUCCAUCAGCCAACAGACCACCAUCAGCUGGUGUUAAACGACCUCUUCCUGCUAGACCUACCCCGGCUGCUGCUCCUAAGAAAUACAAUCCAGCUAAUGUAUAUGGUGCUCCAAUAGCUAGGAAAUCUAAUGAAAGAUCACAAGACAGGAGAAGACCUGGAAGUGGGAGUGGUCAAAGGCCUCAAAACAGUCAGGACCUGCUUAAGAAGAAAAAUGAAUUUAUAGAAAAAGAAAAGAGAAGAAGGGACGAAAUACAAAAGGCAGCUAUAGAGAAGAAACACAAGGACCUUAUGGAGAAACAGAAGGCAAACAGAAUGAACAAAGCUCGGGAGGAAGGAUGGAAACAGGUUCUAGGAUAUUCUGAUGAUAGUGAGAAUAGCAAAGGCAGCAGUGAAGGAAAUCAGGGGCAGAUUAAAUGGCCAGCACAAAAGCAGGCAGCACAGAACAAUCAACCUAAUAAUAGAGGUGAUUAUGCUGAUUAUCAUGCUUACCUAGAUAAAUUAGACAGAGACAGAAAUAACAGACAAAAUGCUCCAGGUGGAGGUGCAUACAUGGCAGCACCUAGACAACAACAGGCCGUACCUAAAUGGAACCGUGCUGGGGAGGGACCAAGGGUUCCUGCUGCCACACCCAUACAACAGGCAGAAGAAAAUAGGCAGAAGGGUGCUGAUGCUGCAGAAAGUAUAAUGUUUAUUUGUGGAUUUUUUAGGCAGAAGGGUGCUGAUGCUGCAGAAAGAGCAAGAAUUGUUGGUGAAUUUAUACAGAGGAAACAAGAAGCUGAAGCAAACAGAAGGAGAGGAAAUGCUGAAUUGUUUGGGGGAGCUGCACCAUAUGAAUCCCCAAGGAAUGUACCCUCACCUUCACCAAUGAGGGAUGAUGGCAGACCUUCAUCGGCUGAUUCUAGGAGAAGAGAAGAAGAGGAAUAUUUAGAAAGAUUGAAAAAGAUCAGACAAGCUAACUAUAAUGAAAGGAGAAAUGAUAAGAAUAAUGAAGCAGAAGUAAGGAAAAAGAAAAUAGAAGCUUUAAGACAACAAGCUGAUGACAAAGCUAAACAUUUAAAGGAACAAUUGGAGAGACAGAGAAGAGAAAUGGUACAGAAAGAAGAAAGAUUGAGAAAUCACCAGGUUCAAAGAUAUGCACAGGGAAAAGACAGACCAGGUUCAGCUCCUCCAGUUGCCAAGCCUGUUCCAGCUGUUGGUAUUACUGGAGUUCUAAAGGCUAUUGGUUCAGAGCCUCCUAUACCAGAGCCUGUACAAUCUCCCCCAGGAAUAGGAAUGACCGGUGCCCUCAAGGCUAUUGGAGCGCAGAACUCACCAGAGGAAACUAGACCAAAAAGUGCAUUACAGCUUAAAAGGGAUGAGGUUCUAAAGGGAGUUAAUCAAAGGGGACCACCAAGAGCAGGAUGGGGAGCUCUUGAUGAAAAACCUGCCUUUGAAAUUAAAGAAGAGGAAGAACCUGAAAGUUCAAGGUCAAGAUGGGGUGACAAAAUAGAUGACAGACUUAAAGGACUCCCACUUCAAGAAACAGCAUCUGCUAUGGAAGCAACUAGUGCCAGGGAUCAAGUUAUCCUGAAUCCAAGUGAUAUAGCAGCUGAUGCAGCUAGAAGACAGUGGGGCCGACCUGGAAGUACAGUCAUGAAUGCUCUUAAAGAUAUUCCUAUACUUGAGGGAAGCAGUACUAUGUCCAGUGAUAAAUCUGAUGACAGUGUUCCUUCGUCAGUAGCUUCAGCAGACACAGAAGUAAAGCCAGGUAUUGGUGAAACCAUAACAAUAACAAAAACACCCAUUCAAAAAGGCACAAUAACAAUAUCAUCCACAGAGAAAAGGGAAAAUAUAGCCAGACCUGAAAUAGAAAUUCCAUGUAAGCCAUCUGAAUCACCUGAUCAUGAAGUUGACCAAUCAAAAUCAGAACCCACAAUAACAUCAUCACCUGACCAGAAAUCUACACAAUCUGAAGUAUCCACAGAAAAGGAACCAGAAAAAUCCAGUUCUGAUGGACAAUUAUCUAAGCCUCCAGUGGCAACUAAAUCAGUAUUAAAUAAGCCUCCCUUGCCGUCCAAGCCAAAACCUGCUGAUAAACCAUUGGUAUUACCAAAACCAACAAUAUUAAACAAACCUGAAUCUCCAUUAGUAUUUGCUAAGCAAGGUGAUGUACCACAAGCUAAGAAUGUAGUGGGUGAAGGAUCAUUGUUCAGUAAAGUAGAACUAGAAAAUACAGACCAGAUCAAAACAGAGGUUGUCAAAGAUAAUUUAGUCCUUGAGGAAGUUCAAGAUGAUGUACCAAAAGAUAAAGUUCAAGAUGAUGUACCAAAAGAUAAAGUUCAAGAAGAUGUAUCAAAAGACAAAGUUCUAGAAGAUAUCCCAAAAGAUAAAGAUGGUAAACCAAAGACAGGACUAGCUGUGGCAUUAACUACUGGUCAUUUUGAUAUCAGGAAUACAGGGUUGUUAAGAACAUGUUCAGAACCAGAUCUGAGUAAACUGUCACAAAAAGAUGUAAUAAAAGUAGAAAGAAGAAGUCUAGAGUUAGAAAGAGUUAAAGAGGAUGACGAUGCAGAAGAUGAAGAAUCAAGUGAAAAUAAAGAUAAAGAUGAUGAAGAGAAUGAAGAAGAGGAAGAUGUUGAUGAAGAAGAAUAUGAAGAGUUAAUGAGUGUACGAGAAACCAUGGCUAGUCUCUUAUUGAGGGAAUGCAGCACAGAUGAUGAUGGUUCAAAUAAAGGAGACACAAACAAAUUCAGAUUGUCUGCAGCAAGCAAUAAGGAGAACGACAUUGAAGAGGAAAAUGAUGAUAAAAAUGAUGAUGAAGAAGAUGAAGAAAAUAAGGAAGAUGAAAAUGAUGAAGAUGAGAAGGGAGAUGACAAUGAAGAAGAAGAAAAUGGUGAUGAUGGUGAUGUAAAUAAUUACGCUGAGGCCUUAGAAGAUGCUGAAUAUAAAGAUGACAGUGCGUUGUUUGAAUCAGAUGAGAGUGAUGUUGAUACACAGUUUGGAGAUGAUGACGAUGAUUUUGAUUUGUUUUCACGGUUGGAAGAAUCUCGAGCAGAAUUGGAAGGUCAUCUAGGUUGUGACAAAUUUCUAAAAGUAUAUAAAACAGUACAGGCUCUUCAAGAAGAUGAAGAUGAGAAUAUAGAAGAUGGGGCUAAAUUAGCAAUGAACAUGUUAGGCAAAGAUCAAGAACAUUUAUAUCCUAAAAUAUUCCAACUAGUCAUGGCGGAUGCAGCAUUUACUGAAGGUGAAGAUGACUAAAGGACAGAGACAGAAAAUGGAACCACAACAAUGAAUGAAGACCAUGAAAAGACUGAAUAAUUCUAACUGUGAUAAGAAGCAUCUUUACAGCUCAUACAACAGUAUAAAUACAUUUAUAAAUAGGAAUUCCAUUCAUGUGUGUACUGCUUUUAUUUGUGAAGAGAAAACUUUUGAGUUGCCUGUUUAUAUAAGUAUAUAUGAUUGUGAAUUGUGAGAGAGUUGUACAUCACACAUAUUUUGUUGUACAUCACACAUAUUUUGUUGUUGUACAUCACACAUAUUUUGUUGUAUAUUCAUGCACAUCUUUGUUUAUUUGACACUAAGGAAACUUAUUUCAUAGUUAUAAACCUGAGACAUGGUUACAUAUUUGACAUAGUAAUUUGUUCCUCAAUGGAACAAAAGAAAGAUGAAUGUCUGAUAAUAAAUACAAUUAACAUUUCUGUUUAUUUUAAAAGCCAUUUCUUAGGCUAUUUUUUCAAU
Messenger RNA from Mytilus californianus (California mussel), 4899 nucleotides. RefSeq names its product serine/threonine-protein kinase Nek1-like. Gene Ontology annotation, molecular function: ATP binding; protein kinase activity. Bases 241 to 4419 code for a protein of 1392 amino acids. Gene Ontology annotation, biological process: protein phosphorylation. The transcript has 44 exons. Lineage: Eukaryota; Metazoa; Mollusca; Bivalvia; Mytilida; Mytilidae. The record is from RefSeq and is a predicted model, not a curated record.